Messenger RNA from Cavenderia fasciculata, 1569 nucleotides. RefSeq lists its product as uncharacterized. Gene Ontology annotation, molecular function: protein binding. The transcript has 2 exons. Lineage: Eukaryota; Evosea; Eumycetozoa; Acytosteliales; Cavenderiaceae. Bases 1 to 1569 code for a protein of 522 amino acids. The record is from RefSeq and is a predicted model, not a curated record.
AUGUUUAGAUUAAAUAACUUUAUUAGAUAUAAUAGUAGUUGUAGCAUUAGAGGAUUCUUUACUCACUCUAGUAUAACAACAAUAACAACAACUAGAUGUACUUUAAAGUUAUCAACAACUAGUAAUAGUACCAUUAAUACUACUACUACUAGUUAUUUUGGUCAAAUCAAUAAUAAUAAUAGUUUAAUUACAACAUCAAGCAAGAUUAUUGUAGCUAGAGAAUAUUCUUCUUCCUCCAAGUCUAAACUACCAAUUAAAGAUGAAUUUGAAGAUCAAGAUGAUUAUGGUAUUGAUACAAUUGGUUUAACAUCACCAUCGUUAAAAGAAGCAUGUGAUUUGAUAGAUCAAGUUAGAAAUGGAAUGGAUGAUAUUACACCAGAGACAAUGGAAGAUGCACAUCAAGAUAUUGACAAGGCAUUUGAUUUAUUGGAAAGUGCAAUUGAAAAGGAUGAAGAUGGUGCUGCAGAGGAUGCAGUUGGACUAUUGUUGGAGGCUAAUCUUGUCAAAGCGAUGUUAUUGCAAGGUGAAGGUAAACAAGAGGCUAUUCACUUUUACGAGAAUACUGUUGCAUUGUUGGAUCAAUAUGGUGAACCUUAUGAAGGAUUCAGAGACGAGUGUGUACUUGGAAAGGCUGUUUGUCAUCUAGAUCUCGGUCAAUUACAAGAGGCCGGUCAAACAGUCGAUAUCCUUCUCAAAGAAGACCCAAAUAAUGUCAGUGCUCUAGUCAUCAAGGGUCGUGUCACUGGUGACAUUCGAUAUUUGGAAAAGGCCGGCCAAAUCGAUCCGACCGACAUACAAACACCAUUGACCGCAGGUCAUCUAUACGAAAUCAAAGGCAAUAAGGCUAAAGCUGCCGAAUGCUACGACAAGGCAAUCGAUCUACACACUGCCGACAGCGACCCCAAUCCAAUGUUGGCUGCAUGCCACUGGCUUACAACCUACCACUUGGCAUUAAAGAAUUACAAUGCAGUCUACCAAGUCAACCAACGUGCCAACAAAUUAUAUUCAUGUGCUCCACUCCUCAAAUCAAUGGCCGACGCCAAAUAUUUCCUUGGUGACUAUAACUCUUCACUUGAUCUUGUUAAUCAAGCUAUUAAAUUAAAUCCAGAAGAUAUUCAAGAUUAUGAAUUAUUAAAAGGACAAAUAUCAAUUAAACUUGGAUUGGCAAAUCAAGAACCAAAUGGAGUAUUGGCAAAUUAUUUGGAAAAGACACUUCAAGGUUUAAACAAGGCAAUCAUUGAAUCAAAACCAAGAUUCAUUGUUGGGAAGAAUGAAAGUUUGGUUCAAUUGGUUAAUGAUAGCAAGAGUAUGGAUCUUCAAUUUGAAGAGAUUAGAAAAUUAUCUCAACAAUGGGAACAAUUCUUCAAGACACAAUCACCAGAACAAACCAAACAACUUAGUGCAGCAAUGGAUCAUAUCAGUUCAUCAGUACAAUUAAUCAACCAAUUUAAACAAUUGGCAAUUAAAGAAGGUAAUCAAUCAACAACCAACAAUCAAGAAUUUAAUCAAUUAUUAAUUUCUUGUAGAAAUAUUAUUAAUAAUCUACCAAAAUAUAUUAAAUUUACCUAA